Triticum dicoccoides is the source of this 1620-nucleotide messenger RNA. RefSeq lists its product as uncharacterized. Lineage: Eukaryota; Viridiplantae; Streptophyta; Magnoliopsida; Poales; Poaceae. The record is from RefSeq and is a predicted model, not a curated record. The transcript has 7 exons. Bases 57 to 1325 code for a protein of 422 amino acids.
GCUAACCCCUUCAACCCACUCAACAAACGGGUAGGGCCGUAGCCCGUAGGGUAGCCAUGCCGCCGCCCUCCACAGCCGCCGCUUCGGCGGCCCUCCGCCGCGAGGACUUCCUCCGCGUCGCCUCCCCGCUCCGCUCCCUGCUCGCGGCGGCGCCCUACGCACCCCCCGAAGGCUCCGACACCUCCAUCAAAUCCCUCCUCGCCUCUCUCCUCCCGUCCACAUCUCAGCCCCAGACGGGCGGGGCCGGCAAGGAGGCCGUGGACCUGCUCCUCUUCUGCGCCGCCGCCCGCGCGGCCUCCGCGGAGGCCCCCGCACUGCACUGGGUCCCGGAGGUGCUCUCCAAGGCGUCCGCCGCCGCGAUGGAGGAGAUGGCGGCGAUGGGCCGGUGGGCCGGCAUCGGGGAGAUGUUGGUGGCCAUGAUGCCGGAGGCAGUGCCGCCGCUGAAGGCCGUGCUGAAGGAUACAGGCGUGGACGCCAAUGAUGACAUGAUGAUGAUUGGCGCCAUGAAGCCGCCCAAGGAGCACGCCUUUGUCGCCGCGCACCAGUUCCGGUGGCUGUUGUCUCAGGUUAAUUACCCCAAGCUCGGGGACUUGUGCUGGUUAGUCAUUCCAUGUGCUUUGACGGCAUUGGAUCAUUGGUCACCGGAUGUUAAGGAACAGGGAAUGAUUAGCUUCAUGCACAUAGCAAAGAAUGUGAAAGUAACAGAAUUAAGUUUGUAUGAAGAUGCAAUACUUGAUGCGUGUUGCCAUAACAUUCCUGCAGAUGAUGAGUUAUGGUAUCGCGUUGUUGAGGUAUCGGUGCUGCUGUUGACUUGCACUCAGAGAAGCAAUCCACGUAGCCCUUGGUACGACCGUGUGCUUUCUGAGAUGCUGGGCCACCUGGAACGGCAACCACUAAACAAAGAACGUCGUGUUGCAUGGCUUACCCUUAUUGGGCCGGUUUUCGAUUCUAUGGGACUCUUCCUAUUGGCACAUUUUCGUCUCCUGUUCUCUCUCUUUUUCCAAUGGAUACAUGCUGAUGAUGAUAGAACAGUUCUUCUGGUUUUAGAACGAAUUCAUACAGUUAUUAAGCUUACCUGGAUCAGGAAGUCACCCUACACUUCAAGGCUGGUGGAUGAGCUUGUUCUUUUGUAUAAAGAGUCAGCCACACGAAAGAGCCGUGAGAUGAUGAGAAAUCGCAUAAUGGAAAUACUCAUGCUACUCCAGAAAUGCAAAGGGCAGCAGUUUGAGGAAGCUUGGAAGAAGCAUGGAGCUGAUCUGGAUUUAACAUUGUUGCUAUCCCGUUUCAAAGAACUUUGCACUGAAGAUGGUUCGCCAGAAUUUUGAGUUCAAGCGGUAUUCUCGAUGUAGAUAGUUGUUUAACAUAGAUCAAAUCAAGGCUGUUAAAUCUUAGCUGUCAGUGUUUGAACUUGGGCAUGUGUAUUUGCUUGUGGUUUUUUCCUGUAAGAUUUGCACUCGUACUCUCAGCUAGAUACAUGAACUGAGGCAAACAUACCAGGGGCAAGCCACUCUUACGCUGUAACUUUGUAACUUCCUUAGAGAAAUGUAGGUUUGUGACUAUGUACUAAAUCAACACGUAAAAUCCUCUCAAUUUACUUGAGAGAUGUAACUUCGUUUGUAA